Tripterygium wilfordii is the source of this 1936-nucleotide messenger RNA. Its product is annotated as aspartic proteinase-like. Lineage: Eukaryota; Viridiplantae; Streptophyta; Magnoliopsida; Celastrales; Celastraceae. The transcript has 14 exons. Gene Ontology annotation, molecular function: aspartic-type endopeptidase activity. The coding region runs from base 158 to 1699 and encodes 513 amino acids. Gene Ontology annotation, biological process: proteolysis; lipid metabolic process. The record is from RefSeq and is a predicted model, not a curated record.
UUGGGCCCAUUGGGCCCCCAAGCCCGUGACAGGUAGAUUUCGAGUCUCUCUCUCCUGUGCUGCUUAUUAAACACGAAAAACCUCGCUUUAUUCGUCUCUGUAUUCCACUUUCCUCUCUGCAGCUCAUUACUGCAUCGAACUUGGUGAAUCGGUGAAUAUGGGAACCUACGUCAGAGUAAUUUUGUUCUCUCUGUUCCUUUCUUACUUGUUCUUUUCUCUGGUCUCUUCCGCUGCCAAUGAUGAUUUGGUGAGAAUGAAACUGAAAAAAAUGAAAUUGGAUUCAAACAACCUGCUUGCUUCACGGUUAGAGGCCAAGGAUGGAGAGACUCUCAGAUCUUCAAUAAGAAAGUACCGUUUCCGUGGUUAUCUUGGGGACUCCAAGAAUACUGAUAUUGUUGCCUUAAAGAAUUACUUGGAUGCUCAGUAUUUUGGUGAGAUUGGUAUUGGUACUCCCCCACAAAAGUUCACUGUAAUUUUUGAUACUGGAAGCUCUAACUUGUGGGUUCCCUCAGCUAAGUGUUACUUCUCGGUUGCUUGUUAUUUCCAUUCCAAGUACAAGUCAAGCGAAUCGAGUACCUAUAUGAAGAAUGGAGAGCCUGCUGCCAUUCAGUAUGGUACUGGUGCUAUUUCUGGUUUCUUUAGCUAUGACAAUGUCAAAGUCGGUGACCUGGUUGUGAAAAAACAGGUGUUCAUUGAGGCAACAAAGGAGCCCGGUGUUACUUUUAUGGUUGCCAAGUUUGAUGGUAUACUAGGACUUGGAUUUCAAGAGAUCUCUGUUGGAAAUGCUACCCCAGUGUGGUACAACAUGAUCAAACAAGGUCUUAUUAAGGAUCCUGUAUUUUCAUUCUGGCUUAAUCGCAAUGUAGGAGAAGAAGAAGGGGGUGAAAUUGUGUUUGGUGGGGUUGAUCCAAAUCACUAUAAGGGUGAGCACACAUAUGUUCCCAUCACACGAAAAGGUUACUGGCAGUUUGACAUGGGCGAUGUCCUUAUUGAUGAUAAACCUACUGGGUACUGUGGUGAUGGAUGCUCAGCAAUUGCGGAUUCUGGGACUUCCUUGUUGGCAGGCCCAUCAACUGUGGUUACCAUGAUAAAUCAUGCCAUUGGAGCCAGUGGAGUUGUCAGCCAGGAAUGCAAGACCGUUGUUUCACAGUAUGGACAAACCAUUAUGGAUUUGCUUCUUGCUGAGACACAACCUAAGAAAGUCUGUUCACAAGUUGGAUUGUGCACAUUUGAUGGGACCCAUGGGAUUAGCAUGGGAAUUGAGAGUGUGGUAGAUGAAAGCAACCAAAAAUCAUCUGGUCUUGGUGAUGCUAUGUGCAAUGCUUGUGAGAUGACUGUCGUCUGGAUGCAACACCAAUUGAAGCAGAACCAGACACAAGAACGCAUACUAGACUAUGUCAACCAGCUCUGCGAUAAAAUGCCUAGUCCAAUGGGAGAAUCAGCUGUUGAUUGUGCAAGUAUUUAUAAUAUGCCUCCUGUUUCCUUCACCAUUGGUAAAAAAGUGUUUGAUCUCAGGCCAGAAGAGUACAUCCUCAAGGUGGGAGAGGGUUCUGCAGCUCAGUGCAUUAGUGGCUUUACUGCUUUGGAUAUACCACCUCCUCGGGGACCUCUCUGGAUUUUGGGAGAUAUUUUCAUGGGUCGCUACCACACCGUCUUUGAUUAUGGUAAACUGAGAGUUGGGUUUGCUGAGGCAGCAUGAAGCAUUUGUCUUAAUCUAUUUUAAGAGAGUAUGCACGAGUUCCUUAUAAAGGGAUGCAAUUCAGCUUUUAAAAAAGUCGCUAAACUUAGCCCAAUACAGAAAUCAUGUUUGUAACUAUUUGUGUUCCUUUACAUGUUAAUGAUCUGCAGUUUAUAUGUUUGGAAUAUGGAGCUUGCCUUGUGAGUUGGUAGUUGAUCAUUUCCAUGUCAAUGUCAUCAUGCCGUAGUUUAGACUUUA